AUGGUAACGGUUAAAAUCGAAUUAAACAAGUUAGGAUAUGUUUAAAAAUAAACAUCGGUGCUGUAAGAAUUUACACGUUUGUCCAGCCUGUGAGUGAGUGAAGGAAUUAAGCGUUCGGAUUUAUCCUUGUAAUUCCGGUAGAUCUGGAUAGUGGCAAGUGAAAUAAUUUGUGUUAUCUGUGCGCCAGAAAGCGAAUCUAAUCAUGGAAUAUAAAAUCGUUUAAACACGGUUUGAACGAUUUGUGUGACUUGGAUAUUGCUUAAGGCACAAAACGAUAAGCAAGUCCAGCUGCGCGUUCGACAAUGGACACCGCGUACUCGGCGGAGAUUAUCAACAAGUUCAGCAACAUGAACCUGCGCAGUAAAUCUCACAGCAGCAAGGAGCCCGAAUAUGGCAAACUAACGCCGGAGCAAAUCCUGGACAUUCACAGGCCCAACGAGAACCACAACAACAAGCGUCCCCAGUCGUCCUUUGUUCCUGCGGUUUGUAACUUUCAAACCGCCCGGAAGAUGGCACAGGAGAAUCUUGAGCACCAGCCGCUGCCGGACGCUGUGAUGGACAUAGCGUUCCGAAAAGCGCAGGUCGCCGGUUCAGCGAAUCCCGGUGUGGCCUUGGAGGUGGGCCCCUAUGCGACAGGUACUUCUGCUGUUGGUUGUAAAAACUACAAAGCCGGCCCUACGAAAUGCACUAAAUAUCGAGUCUACAGACCGAAAACUUGUGGCGUCAUUCCGAAACCGCUAAGCGCAUCCGGUUUGAACGAGCGAAUACCGGAGUUUAAGAAGCGCGAGAAAGUUUGCCCGAUGGAUCUGGCUAUCGGCUGGGACUACCGCACCAAGCGGGAGCCGAGUCGCGCUAUGUUCAUGGACGGUUCGAAACCUUCGGUUGCUCCGCCUAUAUUCGAGGUUGUUGAACCCCCUAAGGAUCUAAAUCUGCCAAACGUUGUCCACUCCGGGGGAGUAUUCUCGAACACGCUCGGUGAAGAGGACUUCUUCGAUCGGGAUAUCAUAAGGCAGCACGAUGAGUAUACCCAGAAUUACAAUUUGGCCAAUCGAUGCAAGUGCAAUGGAAGUGCCAAACCGCGAUCAGCCAAAUCCAACCGAUCGGGUAAAUCCGAUCGGCAGAAUGCCGAUGUUGCCGCUUCGGGCGAACAGCAGCAGCAACUCAAAGCGGAUGGUGGCGAGUUGCCGAAUUUGGUCCAGCAGCGGCCGAAAGGAUCGCCGAAUGUGAUGCAAGAAGGCUCUCGGCAACGCACACCAGUUGAUGGUAAACAAAAGGACAACAAAAUACCCCGUCUUUGCCAGAAUGCCGCACCUGGCGAUGAGUUUACCUACAAGGUGCAGCAUGAGUUUAGGUGUGCCUUCAAGGCGGGCAUUCCGCAGAGCAACUCGUCCGGAACGGUCGCCAGCUUUGACAGUGGCAUUUCCAACUGCUCGCAAAAGCAUGAACCGAAAAAGCUUGCCGUUCCGAAGCCCCGCGAGCCGUACAUCAAGAAGAACUACAUCAUCGAUACGCUGGCACCUCCGUUUGCCUUCUGGAAGAAGGGAUCCGGCUAUCCGGACUAUUGGCGCUUGGUUAGUGUGUAUCAGCAUGCUUACAAGCCGGCAGAGAAACGGAAAUAUCCCCUGCUGAAGACGGUUUACCAGUAGGAAGGAGGACUGUCGCUUAGUUUGUCGUUUUUUCUUUUUUUUUAGAGAAUUGUGCACCGUAGUUUGCCCUACUUGAACUGUUGUGUAAUUCUUAGCUUCCAACAAUAAAG
Wyeomyia smithii (pitcher-plant mosquito) is the source of this 1756-nucleotide messenger RNA. RefSeq lists its product as uncharacterized. The transcript is spliced from 4 exons. The record is from RefSeq and is a predicted model, not a curated record. The coding region runs from base 303 to 1646 and encodes 447 amino acids. Lineage: Eukaryota; Metazoa; Arthropoda; Insecta; Diptera; Culicidae.